AUGGAUACUCUUGGUGAGGCUGAGGCUGAGGCUGAGGCUGGUGCUGGCGAAGCUUCCAACACGUCAACUCACACAAAUGAUAAUGCCACAACACCAACCUUUCGCGACUUCACACUGGACAACAGCAAAGUAUUGUCGCCGCCGAAAGGGGAAAGAACCAAAACGGACAUUGCCUUCGGGGACCAGGGCACAAUAGGGUAUAUCAGCGAGGAUGGUGAGCUCGUGAUGAUGACGAAAUACCUCGACGUCGGAAAUACUGGCAUGGUCACAGCUGCGGCACAAGUGUCCGAGGCUGUACUCGUGAUGGUACUGGGAGAACAGUUGAGCGCCACUGCUGGAGGCAUUGGAUUGCGCCCAUAUCAUUACAUCGACGAUCCCCGGGUCGAAUUCGUUCACGAUCGCUGGCCAAGGGUAUCGUUCAUCCUGCAAGAGAUUGCCCAAGUUACAGUCCAGUAUAUUGUCCAAGAUGGUUGUGUCAUCCAACAGUACGUUGUUAAGAGUUUGUCAGACGAGCCCCAAGAGCUGGUAUUCAGGAUCGACAUGGAUAUUGGUCUAUGGCCUACAUCGCACGUCAGGCAACAGUACGAUGUAUACGACAAUUCCGACAUGACUCUUGAAUCAGACCCUGAAGAUCCGGUUGUACGGCGCAAAGGGGAACCGAAGCCAAAGCCGGGUUUCGAUUUCCCAUCUCCCUCAAUCGGGGAAUUGGUGUUAAGCUUCGCCCUGUUCGAGGAUGGCAAGGCAAUAAAUGUUGAGUUCGAGUCCAGCAAUCUCUUUGCUUACUACACAAUCGAGCUCAGUGAAAACCAAACGCAUGAGCUGACAGCAAAGUAUCACUUGGGAGCGAAAGAAUCGGGCAUUGAGCCAGACGUAGAUAUACAGAAGUAUGUCGAUGUCUGCAGCUUCUUAACCCAAGAGAGCGAACAAUAUGGUUCUUGGAAUUGGGAUCCCAAAGACGUAUCCGGGUUUGUCUUGAGACGCACAUUAGAACACAUCCUUUCCGUAUGUGCGGUUCCGAUGGCCAGAGAGGGCGAGAAGUCGGCCUUGAUAGCGAUCACGGAUGGUGAGAUGCUUGAUCCCACACUUUUAUACAGCUCUCCGUUUAGGUUUCUCACCAGGAUGUCUGAAUUACUAAAAAGUGACACCAAAAACACUAUUGCGGAUCCGAAAUUGAAAGACUAUCUGCAGCGUCGCAUCAAGCAUACUUGCAUCGGCGCUCUGAGGUGGUGGUACGACCAUGCUGAAGUCGAUGAUGACGGCGGUUGGUUUCAAACUCCCUAUUUCAUUUCCGGCAAGAGGAUGCCUGGGCCACCAGAGCCCGGCCGGUUCCUUACGCCACUGAUUGAAAUGUUCCACGAAUUUAUCACAGCAUUCCCCGAAGAGCAAACACUCGUCGAGAAGAGCCUUCAGCAAAAGCAGGUUACCUGCUUCUUGGAAGGAGUGUGGAAGCAGCGACAUAAAGCUUCAAAACUAUGGAUCGACAAAGAAAUCAGCCACUCGAUUGAUUGGUAUGAUCAUGACUACAACGACAACAACGAAAUCAAGCUACCCCAUUACAGUCUCGUGUUUCUGAUAUGUCUUUGGAGGAGCCUUCGAUUUCUGCAAAAGAUUUGUGAGACCAGGGAGUUAGAAUCCACACCGAACAGAGGCGUCUCUAGCCGAAUCAAACUUCCUUCUGCUCCUCCAACACCAGCUGUAUCAACACAGAAAAGGAAUCUCUCGAUUACAAGUAUUGAUAUGGACCCAAGGCAACUCAUUGCCCAGGAGGGAGGUGGUAGUCACUCAGACCCAAAGAAUACUGAGAUGCAGGACCCGCUUGAGGAGCUCAACAAAAGAAUGAACGAGGAGCUAGAUGACUGUAGGAAGGAAAUUAAUGACUGUCUUCAGAGACUGGAUCCAGCUGCUAUUCGCUCCAAGAUAUUUGAGAGGUUCAUUUUCACCCCUCCAGCAACCAAUCCGGAUUCAGAUUCUCGAGGCGAGAACUCUGCUUGGAUAGCCGUGUGCCGGUCCGCCAGGUCACUGAUACCUCGAUCCGAUUUCCACAGAAGUGAUUACCGCCUCUCCGAUGCGGUCAACUGGGGCUUCUUCGAUGACGAGUCGGGGGGACUGCUUCCUGCGUGGGUUGAGACAGUCAAACUACAAGAUAAAACAGACAACGACUGGGACUCUCCAAUAUAUUAUGCAUUUGCAAUCUCUCGAAGUGAUCAGGAACAUUUAGAUAGUGGAAGCGAUCCUACCGGCGAGGGUGGAAAAAACUCGCUUGCUGCAAGAGAUGGGUCUAUCCUUGAUGGCAAGCAACAGAGGUCGACGAAUUCAACACUUGAACGAGACAAAAGCGUGACCGAUACUUCAGGAGGCUCAGAGUCCUCAAGUAAAGUCGUCACAUUUGAGGAUAAGGACAAGGAGAGUCCGUCUAGGGUACAGUAUUUUCGACAUACGCUAUUGCGAUCCGCACUCUCCAGUGGUCUACUUGCGCAUGACCUCGAUGUUUCCAGGAGACCCGUUCAAGUGGUCUAUCCCUUUCAGCCAGAGCUUCGGUACGAAGCCGCCUACCGUCUUUUGGCUUCUGACUUUAAAGCCAUUCUACCGCGAACUCAGAAACUCGUCGUGAGCCGCUUGGAUAUAUUGGAGGUUGACAAAGACGACAAGCAAACGAGGAGAGACAAAGAAGAUCUUUCCGAAGAAAGGCGAAAAGCCCUCAAGAGAAAGCGGAAAGCCAGAACUGGCAAGAUGCCCAUAAUAUCACAAGCCGGUGAAAAGCGCAUUGUGGAGUACCCUGAGCUUGAAUGGCUUUACCAUGAAAUGCCAUGCUUUCGAGAGCGCGAUAAGGUCGACAUACGCGGCCAAGAGUCGUCCCCGUCAGAUAGAGCACUUCCGAAGACCCUCAGAACGGAGCUCGAAAAGCUCAGAAAACUGACAGUCCAGAACGAAGGUGAGGUCGAACAACCGACGGUGGACGACCUAAAGGCGCUCGCAAUCGAUGUACGCAGAAAUACGAACAUGAGAGCCGUUCCUAACAUGAAACAAUUGUGGAAAGAAAGCCUCUUGAAAGAUUCCUCUGAAUUGGAUAACUUUCUGAGAGACACAAGGACUAGGGAUGAGGCCAAGAAGCGGUUGAUUAUGCUAUAUUCGCCAACAAACUACUCCGUCUUGGUGGUGUAUGCGCGCUGCCCGCCUUCAGAGCAGAGCUCGAUUGCUCGUUUUAUUAAACGUCAUGCGAAGUUCUCAAACAUGGCUUCAAAAGCAACCAGCCGGCUUGCGAACCUUUGGACGACAGAGCUUCACAUUAGCUUUUUCAAAAUAUUCUCGAGAGAAAUUACUUUGGACAACCAGGAGGCUGAAUUUGUGAACCUUUCAUCGAAUUACCGGUUGGAUGGUCCAUCUAAAUCACAUUUUCUCUGUAGGGCUACGAGGAGCUUUCGAACAGUGGGCGAUAUGUACGACAGAUCUUGGACGUGCUGGGUCUUGUCUGCAGUCCCUGAAGAGAAGACAGACAGUGAUGAAGAGGUAUCGCCUUGGGAAUAUUCCAGCGACGACGAUUCCGCCGGAGGAAAGAAGCUUCCCUGGAAUAAAUGGAUGUCAAUAGCGAACGACGAAUUCCACCACCAGAGGACGGUGCUCGAGAUCCGACUGUUUGAGAAAAUCGCCAAAGAGGCCCUCGCAAGCACCAAAGCGGUUCUUCAUACCGUGGAUGAGUAUCUCAAUCACCAGGUCAUCCGUUUCCCUCCAGGGGCUUCCAACUCUUCUUUCAUCUUUGGGAGCAAACGUAACCUCGAGAUGUACGCUCAGAUCAUUGCUCUCCUUAAGGGAUUUCAGAACAACUCCGAAGCCAUCAACAAAGCAGCGAAAGACUGGAACGAGGGAGGACCACAAGCUUCAGAAAAGCCACGGUGGUCAAAAUCCGACGAAGCCAAGUACGGGACGAAGCUAAGUCAAGAGUCCGGGCGCAGUCGUCGAACUAUUGACGAUCUGCUAGAGCAGAGCGAAAAGAUACGGAAUAAGAUCUUGGAGGUUGAACGGGCAAACGAAAGGACCAUAUCUGAACUCUCGGUGAACCUCACCAUCGUUCAGAGCCGGACAGAUGAAAAUGUGCGCCUUUUCACCUACGCAACCGUGAUUUUCCUUCCUUUGGGCUUCUCGUCGAGCUUAUUUAGCAUGGGAGGAUCACCGUCUCACACCACGAUUCGGGCUUUUGCAGUGACUGUAUUCGUCGUCCUCGUCGUUACCGUGAUGAUGUUGAUGAACGUGAAGAGUUUCGCCUGGGGCGCCCAAGAACUCACCGAUUCAUUCAUCGACGGCACGCAGGGCAGAAUGGAGAAAAGCACGAAUGUCUUCUGGGGAGGCAAGGCAAAGGCCCUCAAGGAGCAACGGCUUCGCGAAGAAGGGUACCUGCAGUCCCAGUCACCAGAGAAGGACUCGGAGAAGAGGUCCGGAAAGAGCUCGAAGUUGCCGGUCCCCGAGACCGAAAAGCCGCCUCCGAGCAAGCUCUGGUACCUUGGCUUCUGGGCAUGGUCCUGCUUUGCCAUCGUCAUCCUGCCUGUGACCUGGACGUCGCGUGCUCUGACGAAGCUGAAACAAGCCAGCGGACGGGAAAAGGAAGAUACGAGUGACAAUGGUGAUAGCGAUGAAGAAAUAGAAGGGAAUUCUACUAAUUCUGACGCCCCGAGCAGCAGGCAUAUGGGUCCGAUGGGACGCGACCGCAGAUUUCCGAUCAGGAGGAUGCUUCGCAAGGACAACUCGAAGACCGUGGUGACGACUGAGAUUCGAUCCAAGGCCAGCUCCUCGCCUCGGUCCACCGAUCAACAGCAAGAGGUUGACAUCGAGGCUCAAGCGUCGAGGGGAGCCAGCAUCCAUUUUGCUGAAUGA
Fonsecaea erecta is the source of this 4866-nucleotide messenger RNA. RefSeq lists its product as hypothetical. Bases 1 to 4866 code for a protein of 1621 amino acids. The record is from RefSeq and is a predicted model, not a curated record. Lineage: Eukaryota; Fungi; Ascomycota; Eurotiomycetes; Chaetothyriales; Herpotrichiellaceae. The transcript is spliced from 12 exons.